AUGCAGGACUCAGAUUCACAUUCCGUGUCUGGAACAGAGAGAAAAUUGGAUUGCUCGUCGACACUUCCUGAUGAAAUAUUGGAGAAAAUAUUUUUGGAGCUUCCACUGUAUGAUGUUAUGAAACUGAGCUUGGUAUGUAAGCGCUGGUAUGUUGUGUCUCGUUCCAAUUCAGUGUGGCAAAAAUUUAUACCCAGGUAUCCUGGAAUACAUCAACCCAAGACAGACACCCAAUAUGACGUGUUUCGAAAACUCUGGUUAAAUAGCCUCCAAAUCGGAACAGAGCGAUGGUUUCCUAACCCGUUGCCUGAAUUGGUGGAUUACGACGCUGCUCUUCGAGAAGAGGAAAGCAAGGAAAGUGGCGAAACGGUAGACUCGAAGUGUGUGCUUUAUCUUCGUUUGAACCCAGUAUAUCCAUUCACUACUGAUGGUCUGAACACAGAAGACCCUGUUAUGGUGGAAACUGUUCAAGCAAUUUUCGAUGAAUUUGGACACGUAGAAGACUUGGAGGAUAACCUCUUCAUACGCGAUGCAAAAUCUGCCAUGUCGCACUCUGAUUUUGUAGACAAGCAACAGUCAAUGGAAUUUGUAGUAUAUUGUCUCGAGUCACAAAAUUUCUUAGAGGUGAAGAGAAAUCCCCAUAGAGAUUUUCCGGAGUUAGAUGAAGAAGGAUAUCGAGAAAAAAUUCAGGACGAUCAGAACUUCGUUGACGAUUUUGAAGAUGGAUCUAAUCAGAGAAAAAACCAUUUGAAUGACGAACUGUUCAGUCAAAUAAGAACUAUUCUUCUUGACAAAAAUAAUGACUUUGUUUCAUACUGUCUCGAUGAUGGCUGUUAUCGCGGAACUUGUCCUUAUGCGAGGAACAUGGUAGUUAGUGACACAGCUGUAAUUUUUUGUGUGCAAUAUUAUGGAAAUAGCUAA
This is a messenger RNA of Paramuricea clavata, 918 nucleotides long. NCBI's taxonomy places the organism in Eukaryota, Metazoa, Cnidaria, Anthozoa, Malacalcyonacea, Plexauridae. The record is from the annotation of a GenBank genome assembly.